AUGGCUAAAAACACAGGAUCAAGUAAAUUUCGAAAGGUCGACGUAGACCAGUACGAUGAAGACAGAUAUGAAGAUGACAUCAUUGAUGCCGUUGAAGAAGGCCCUAAUGAAAUUGAAGUCAACAACCUGCUGCAGAGAUAUCCUUUUAUAGAAGUUUUAGACAUCACAGAUAAAUAUCAGGAAGCCUUGCAGCAUGUGCUACAGAAUGCUCCGGUUGGUUCCAAAAACCAGGCAGUUAAAGACAGAGCAGCUAAUUUAGCAGUGAGGGUUCUCACAUCCUUCAAGGGAGACAUGGACCAGUGCAUCAAGUCUCUGGACAACCGCAGCAUUGACAUGCUAAUGAAGUACAUUUACAGGGGCUUUGAAACGCCAUCAGAAAACAGCAGUGCUGUGCUUCUAACCUGGCAUCAAAAGGCAUUUGCUGCUGGAGGCCUCGGCAGCAUCAUGAGAGUGCUCACAGAUCGAAAGCGAGUUUAA
Candidula unifasciata is the source of this 477-nucleotide messenger RNA. NCBI's taxonomy places the organism in Eukaryota, Metazoa, Mollusca, Gastropoda, Stylommatophora, Geomitridae. The record is from the annotation of a GenBank genome assembly.